This is a messenger RNA of Gavialis gangeticus (Gharial), 3918 nucleotides long. RefSeq names its product protein spinster homolog 3-like. Gene Ontology annotation, biological process: transmembrane transport. Gene Ontology annotation, cellular component: membrane. Lineage: Eukaryota; Metazoa; Chordata; Crocodylia; Gavialidae. The record is from RefSeq and is a predicted model, not a curated record. Bases 1533 to 2807 code for a protein of 424 amino acids. The transcript has 13 exons. Gene Ontology annotation, molecular function: transmembrane transporter activity.
CAAGCUUGCACACCCAGAGUGGGACAUGGCACUCUGCAGCAGAACCCUCAAAAAGAUCUCAAGGCACCCCAGGGUCCCACAUCACACUAGUUGAGAGUCACUGGUCUACUGUAAUCCCCAGGUCCUUCUUUGCAGAACUGCAGCCAGCCAAUCUUUUCACAGUCUGCAUUGGUGUAUUCAGUUAUUCUGACUGUACCCAUCUAUGCCAGCAGAGUAAGUGAUGCACAGCUUGGGACUGCACUGCCUGAGCUCAAACCCCUGUCUGUGCUGACACACUGAGACAUUGAACAUUCUCCCCGUGGGAGGUCCCCCUCUACUUGCCUGCCACUUCUUGAUCUUAAUGAAAAUAAAGGGGAGGUAUGUUGUCAACCACCGUAAGGCAUGUUCUAUUUGUAGGUGUUUCUUGGGGCUUCUCCUUCCCUACACCCCAUCCACAUGCCAACCUGGGCCCGUCAGCCUUAUGGUGCUCGGUAUUCUAAUUGUAGGCAACCAGCCAGGUUUAGUAUUGUUCUUUCUCCAAGAACGUCUUGAUUAUAGGGACGUGACACGUGUGAUUAGUUCGAUUGCCCUUGAGAUGUUCCAGAUUCAAUUCUUCCAUAAUUAAUUCAUGAGUCAAAAGCAAAGUAUUCACAUUAAUACAUAAAUCACUGAAGUUCACGAUCAAAUUAAUUACAAACAUCUGAAAUCAAUUAAGUCAUGAUGGUCUAAAAAGUACAAAUCAAGUCAGUUUAUAAAUAAUUUUCAGGCCAAGUGAGCCCCCAAUGAAUUAAUGGGCACUCUUAAUUCAACAAACUCCCUGAUCGUGUAGCCCACUCUUAUAAUCACAUAAUUAAUUCUGGUCAUGUGGCUUUGAUCUGUUCUAGGGCUCCGUCAGGAUACAGCGCAACAAAAAGAAACAAAGCCAUAGGACAACAAAAAAAAGAAGUGGUAAUGUCCCCGCCUCACUCACGCAUCCCACUUUUAACGUCUGAGUACUAGGGUCCAGGACAAAUCCUUUUCAGGGAGGCCCUGGGUCAUGGAAGAGAAAGAUACCCCUCUGGGUAUCCCGGCUGUGGAACCGGCUUGGUGCUUUCCUGGUCUCGGCGUUCUGGAGCUCACAGCAACUGGGCUGCUUCCUGCUACCCUGCCAUACGGUUUUGUUCAGGCUCUUGCAGCUGGUUCUUGGCAUGGACGUCUGACUUCACGCCCCAUGCACCUCUCCAGUCGCAGAGAGCAUUUAUUAAUAAACUAUGGAGAUAGUUCUGCUCGCUGCUCCGUGGUCUCCAUUCCUGUACCUGCAUCAGGAAUCCCAGAUGGAACAGAAAGCAGCGCUGCAGCCAGGUGGAUCUUCCUCCUUCAUGACUUUACCAACUGCCUUCUUCGCAACAAUAUAGGCAAGCAUAUUCCAAGGUUCCUAAAAUCCUAAAGGAUGUGUGCAAAUUGGAAGGAAGCUUAAUGACACAAACGUGAGGGUACUGCUAGAUAUACAGAAGUACUUCGGUAUCCAUGACAGCAAAGCCGGUUUAUUGCAGACAGCCUUCCUCGUAUGCUACAUGCUAUCUGCACCCUUCUUCGGAUACCUGAGUGACCGGUACAACAGGAAAAUCAUCCUUGGUGCUGGCAUCUUCCUCUGGAGUGGUGUGACACUAGGCAGUUCAUUUAUCACAGAAUCAUAUAGCUGGUUAUUCUUUCUUUCGCGAGCACUUGUUGGCAUCGGCACCUCCAGUUACGCCACCGUGGCACCAACUUUCAUUGCAGACCUAUUUAAGGAGGGGGAAAGGACCACAAUGUUGUCUGUCUUCUAUAUCUUCAUCCCAGUUGGAAGUGGCUUUGGUUAUAUUCUGUCAUCAAGUGUGACACAAGCUACUGGCCACUGGCAUUGGGCAUUCAGAAUAACGCCUUGCAUGGGAGGGUUGGCACUGGUUUUUCUCAUUCUGCUAAUCCCUAACACAACCCAGAGAACAGCUAAAGGUUUUGGAGGGCAAAGCAUCACCAACACAACCCAGGUAGCAGCCGAGAAGCAUGAACCACACAGCAGUGCCCACACAACCUGGUGCAAAGAUGUCAAAUCACUUGGCAAGAACUGGAGUUUCAUCUGGUCCACAUUGGGUUUUACAACUGUGGCGUUUGUGACUGGAGUCCUGGGAUUCUGGAUGCCGGCGUUUCUAUACAGGGCUGAACUCCUCCGUGGCAUUGUCUCUCCAUGCCUUGAGGAGCCAUGCAUGUCCUCCAACAGCUUAAUAUUUGGAGGAAUUACUGUUGGGACAGGAAUUUUUGGAGUCGUCACUGGGGCAGAAGUUGCAAAAAGAUGGAGGAAGAUUAACUCCAAAGCUGACCCUCUUCUCUGCUCCAUAAGUAUGUUCAUUUCUGCUCUGUUCCUCUACGUGGCAAUCAUGGUGGCCCAGGAAAACAUCAUAGCUACUUACGUUUUAAUUGCACUUGGAGAAUUUUUUUUAUCCUUAAACUGGGCCGUUGUGACUGACAUACUAUUGUGUAUAGUGGAACCAAAUUGCCAAUCAACAGGUAUUGCAUUGCAGAUUUUGGUGAGCCAUCUUCUGGGAGAUUCAGGCAGUCCGUACCUGAUUGGAAUAAUCUCUGAUGCCAUCCAGAACAAUCAUGUUGACUCGUACUUAUGGCAGUUUCGGAGCCUGCAGUACAGCUUCAUCACAUGUUCCUUCGUUGGAGUCCUUGGGGGAAGCUUUUUCCUUUUGACGACCCUUUACUUUGAUGGAGAUCGGAAGGAAGUUUUCCAGCUUUACAGAGGCAUUGAGAACGAAGUCUACGUUUCAAACGAAGAGGGCCUCGGGGAUGAGUUUCCCAAGGAGUAAAGGAGCUUCUGUUUCCCCCCCACCCCCCUAGUGAAGGUGCAGUUGGAGGAAGAGGCCAAAUCGCAAUCCCUCCAUAUGGCAGCAAAACCUGAAUACUAAUUUUUAUGACGCUUUCGACUGAGAGUCAAAAACUGCUAUGGAAUUGGCAUAUGGUGAACCUCCCCCCAUCUGCGAAACUGGCAUGAGUGAUCUGAGGAGGUUGGUGGCUCUGAACGCCAGGAAUAUAGAGCUGUCACAGACAUGACUAUUAUCCCAAAUAAGACAGUACAUUUUAAGGUGGAAUGUCUAGUAGAGAUGGGGCUGGGGUUCCUGUGAAUUCUCAGCAGGAUGAUAUUUGCUUAAAGGAUGUGGAGAACACAGCCAAAGAUGCCGUCUUCUCCAGCUCUUUUAUUAAUAACUAUGGAAGUCAAGAGCUGGCUGACUAGUCAGUAUCUGGUGCCAAGAGGAAAGAGACACGAGGUACCUCCAUGAAAUAUAUUCAUGGCCUCUUUAUAAUAUUGUGGGACUCUUGUGAAAAAACCAUUAUUCAUGUAUACCACCACUUAAAUACAAUGAUACUUUCUGUUUUUAGCUUUGGCUACCAUCUGGACCAUCUCAGAGCUAUUGUUCAGAUACCUCUUCGUGGAUAUUGUCAUGGAUGAUUGUCUUCCCAUCAAAGGGCUGUGCUCACCUGCACUGUAUUGUGAUCAAAAUGCAGAUGUCCUCCGCAGCGUCCCAGAGCCUGAGAUUUCUUCUUCACUGAAUCUUAGCAAGUUCUGGCAUUAUCAGCCUUUCACGUAGUACUGCCCCUCCCGAUGAACAGUAUGAAACAUCAAGCAUAACAAAGCAGGGCCGAGUGUGAAUAGCUGCUUGCUGUUGUAAACUGAGCACAUACUGAUGUGUGCAUUUUGUUUUGUUUUAAAUCUAUUCUAGAAAUUGAUUUGAACUCGGAAGGCCAAACUUGGUUUAUAUGGUGCCAUUGCCCCACUGACUUUGGCGUGGUAACAGUUGGAGCAGAACCCAAUGUUCCCUAGCGUUAUAAAUAUCUCAAAUUUUUAAAAUGUUCAAGUCAGUGAAAAUGAACUUGGAGAGCUUUCAUCAUUAAUCAAAUAAAUGUCACAAUGCAGAACUA